CAACCACAACCACAUCUAACACAAAAAAUGUCCUCUGCUCAGACUCAGAAGAAGGGAAAGGUCCUCCUCGCCUACUCGGGUGGCCUCGACACCUCGUGCAUCCUCGCUUGGCUCAUUGAGGAGGGCUACGACGUCGCCGCCUUCAUGGCCGACGUCGGCCAGGAGGAGGACUUUGAGGCUGCCCGCACCAAGGCCAUGGCCUGCGGCGCCGUCGACUUCUUCCUUGUUGACCUCAAGCGCGAGUUUGUCGAGGAGCUCAUCUACCCCGCCGUCCAGGCCAACGCCAUCUACGAGAACGUCUACCUUCUCGGCACCUCGCUUGCCCGCCCCGUCAUUGCCCGUGGCAUGAUGGAGGUCGCCAAGCAGCAGGGCUGCGACUUCGUCUCGCACGGCUGCACUGGCAAGGGUAACGACCAGGUCCGUUUCGAGCUCGCCUUCUACGGCCUCGACCCCUCCAUCAAGGUCAUCGCCCCCUGGCGCGACCCCAAGUUCUACAACCGCUUCGCUGGCCGCUCCGACCUCAUCAAGUUCGCCGGCGAGCACGGUAUCCCCGUCACCCAGACCCAGGCCAAGCCCUGGUCGACCGACGAGAACCUCUUCCACAUCUCGUACGAGGCCGGUAUCCUCGAGGACCCCAACACCACUCCCCCCGACGACAUGUGGAAGCUCACCACCUCGCCCCAGAAGGCCCCCGAGACCCCCGAGAAGGUUGAGAUCGAGUUCACCAAGGGUCUCCCCACCAAGGUCACCUUCCCCGAGACUGGCAAGACCGUCACCGACUCGGUCGAGAUCUUCCUUGCCCUCAACGCCCUCGCCCGCAAGCACGGUGUUGGCCGUAUCGACAUUGUUGAGAACCGAUUCAUCGGCGUCAAGUCGCGUGGCUGCUACGAGUCGCCCGCCGGCACCAUCCUCCGUGUCGCCCACAUGGACCUCGAGGGCAUGACCCUUGACCGCAACGUCCGUGCCCUCCGUGACCAGUUCGUCACGACUGCCCUCUCGCAGAUCCUCUACAACGGCUUCUGGUUCUCGCCCGAGCGCGAGUUCAUCACCGCCUCGAUCCCCGCCUCGCAGAAGACUGUCAACGGUAUCGUCCGUCUCGCCGUCUACAAGGGCAACGUCAUCGUCCAGGGCCGUGACGCCGACGAGGGCCUCUACGACGCCAAGUUCUCCUCCAUGGACGAGCUUGGUGGCUUCGAGCCCACCGCCACCACUGGCUUCAUCGAGAUCGAGUCGAUCCGCAUCAAGGCCUGGGGCCGCGCCAACGCCAAGCGUGGACAGGCUGGCCUUACCCCCAAGGACGUCUACCACCGCGAGUAAACGUUCCGCAUUUUAUAGUUGCAUAGAGCGGCGUUGUGUCGUCAAGCCCUCUUUGGAUCCGUCAUUGUUUUGCAGCAUGUAAGAAUGAAAAAGCGUAAGGCAGCGGGUGGAACUACUCACUACCUAUCAG
Molecule: messenger RNA, 1447 nt
Organism: Vanrija pseudolonga
Lineage: Eukaryota; Fungi; Basidiomycota; Tremellomycetes; Trichosporonales; Trichosporonaceae
Gene: ARG1
Product: Argininosuccinate synthase
Exons: 4
Coding region: 28-1317 (429 amino acids)
Biological process (GO): urea cycle; L-arginine biosynthetic process
Cellular component (GO): cytoplasm
Molecular function (GO): argininosuccinate synthase activity; ATP binding
Source: RefSeq, a predicted model, not a curated record